UUUCACUUCUAGUAAGACUCUUAGUUUAUAAAGACCUGGGGCCUCCACCAACCUGACGACAGACUACUCAGCACGACCAGAACCAACAGCUAGAUGGGUGGAUGAAUUCCCAGACACCCCUUAGGGAAAAGAAAGUCUAGAAAAUGACUGCGGUGACAGGAUUUUCUGUGGUGAUUGCUACUCAGAACAUGACCAAUCACAGCCAAGCACCUGAAGAGUGUUCCCGAAACAAUGUGUUGAAGACAGUGAUAUUCCCAGUGCUUUACUCAGUGCUCUUCCUCCUGGGGAUGUCACUCAACAGCCUGGCAAUGUGGGUCUUCUUCAACACCCCCAGCAAGUCCCACUUCAUUAUCUACCUGAAGAACAUUGUGGUGGCUGAUGUACUAAUGACUCUGACCUUCCCCUUCAAGAUCAUGUCUGACUCCAACCUGGCAUCCACGGAAUUGCGUGUUUUUGUCUGCCGGUUCUCCUCCGUGGUCUUCUACCUCACCAUGUACAUCAGCAUCCUCUUCUUCGGUCUCAUCAGCAUCGACCGCUGCCGCAAGACCCUCCGGCCGUUUGCUGGCACGGACCACACCGGCCUGGCCCGGCGCAAGCUCCUCUCUGGGGCCAUCUGGUGCUUCCUGUUCACCCUUGGCCUCCCCAACAUGAUCUUGACCAACCAGACCCCGCCCUCUCCCCACUUCAAGUGCAGUGACCUGAAGAGUGACCUGGGGCUCAGAUGGCACGAGGUCGUCAAUCAUGUGUGUCAGAUCAUCUUCUGGGGCAACCUGGCCACUGUGGUGCUGUGCUACAUCCUCAUCACCAAGGAGCUGUACAGCUCCUACGCCCGCACCCAGACCAGCCAAAGUGGCGGAGUGGGGCCGGGGGCGGGGCCAAGGAAGAGCAGGGUGAGGGGGAACGUCUUCCUGGUGCUGGCCGUUUUCUUUGUCUGCUUCGUGCCCUUCCACUUUGCCCGUGUGCCCUACACCAUAAGCCAAACGCGGGGCACGUUUGAUUGCGCCCUCAAGCUGUUCCUCUUCCAGCUAAAGGAGAGCACGCUCUGGCUGUCCGCCCUCAACGCCGUCCUGGACCCGCUCAUCUACUUCUUCCUCUGCAAGUCCUUCAGGACGUCCCUCUUCAGUACCCUGCGGCUGUACUCCAGGCUACGCCGGACUCUGCGAAGGUCGCCCGCUGAUCCCAACACUGGAAGCACCCCCCUGGGAAACUCCUCUUCCUCAUAGGAGGCCGGAGCGUGGGGUCACUCAGAGCCUCACUGGACUCUCUUCCGGCCCACACGUAACUGAAAGUGACCUCAAAUGCUCUGAGCGUUAAAAAGAGCAUUUCUUCCCUGUCAGUAGUAGCAGAGGAGCAGCUUGUUGAGGUGUGUUUCUAGCACCAUCUGAGUGCUGUUAUGACAUAGCCUAUGUGAAACAGAGCAGAACACAAUUUGCCAUAUUACUAUGUCUAUAGUGAGACAGGUUGUCUGAUCUGACACGUGUUCUACAACAUGAAAUUUGUAUCACCUUAAGACAAUGCAACCAUAACACUUUCUGUAAAAGCUGGAGAGGUAAUUAAUUGAGUCAUGUAUAUAUUUGGAAAUGACUGGACACUCAGUCCUACAAAGACCUACGUAGCAUCUAAAUUUGUUCCCCCAUGCAGUUGAUUUUUUACUAGUCAAUACAAUAUCACAUGGUAAAAUGAAAAAUGGGAUCCCUAUCAGUAUUCAACAGGUGUGUACCAUAAAUGAAAGCAUUUCUAGGACAAAAGAAGAUAUGCAUUCAUAUCUUAAAGAGACCAAAAUUAUUCAGAUUAUUUCUUCAUUAUCCAGCAUAUCCAGAAAUUGUGUUGUUUGCUUUAAUGGCAGGAUCAAAAAUAGCUAUAUUUAAUUCAUUUAAAAUGGAUUUAAUGUUUUGCACAGCCUGAUUUCCUCAAUCUUUCCUCAACCACUGUUUUCUCAUUAUGUUUUUCUCAAAAUGGCUUCCAUCCGUGUGCUUGUAAUUGAAUUUUCUCUUUUUUCCGAAGUGCUUCUCACAGCCUGCCUCCACCUCCAGUUCCCAAAUGAACACCUCCAGCAUCUUCACAGCUGUGAUGCACACUGUUUAAGUUCAAUCUCAAUUACCAUCCCACUGCAAUUAUAUAUUACUUACAAGUACUUAACCAUCUCUCAUUAAUGCUUGUGACCGCUGAAACCACUACUGAUUUUUAUUUCACUUAGCGUCCUCACUGUCUGGACCCAUUGUGGUAAUCAGAACACUUACUAUGAUUACACUGUGAGUAACAAGUCUUAAAUGAUACGAUUCUUUAAACACUUUGGCCAUCCAUUGUUCUAAUCUAAAUUGUUGAGAAAACUCAGAUGAAUUGAGGAUUAAUAAAUGAUUUGUUGACUGACUAAACAAUGAA
Messenger RNA from Anguilla anguilla (European eel), 2382 nucleotides. RefSeq names its product P2Y purinoceptor 12-like. Gene Ontology annotation, cellular component: membrane. The transcript is spliced from 2 exons. NCBI's taxonomy places the organism in Eukaryota, Metazoa, Chordata, Actinopteri, Anguilliformes, Anguillidae. Gene Ontology annotation, molecular function: G protein-coupled purinergic nucleotide receptor activity. Gene Ontology annotation, biological process: G protein-coupled receptor signaling pathway. The record is from RefSeq and is a predicted model, not a curated record. The coding region runs from base 144 to 1223 and encodes 359 amino acids.